Messenger RNA from Eptesicus fuscus (big brown bat), 2582 nucleotides. RefSeq names its product SRY-box transcription factor 10 (gene SOX10). The coding region runs from base 16 to 1416 and encodes 466 amino acids. Gene Ontology annotation, biological process: negative regulation of transcription by RNA polymerase II; neural crest cell migration; morphogenesis of an epithelium. The record is from RefSeq and is a predicted model, not a curated record. Gene Ontology annotation, molecular function: DNA-binding transcription factor activity, RNA polymerase II-specific; RNA polymerase II cis-regulatory region sequence-specific DNA binding. The transcript is spliced from 3 exons. NCBI's taxonomy places the organism in Eukaryota, Metazoa, Chordata, Mammalia, Chiroptera, Vespertilionidae. Gene Ontology annotation, cellular component: nucleus.
GCGGCCGGGGGCGACAUGGCGGAGGAGCAGGACCUCUCCGAGGUGGAGCUGAGCCCCGUGGGCUCCGAGGAGCCCCGCUGCCUGUCCCCGGGCAGCGCGCCCUCGCUGGGGCCCGACGGCGGCGGCGGGGGAUCGGGCCUGCGAGCCAGCCCGGGGCCGGGAGAGCUGGGCAAGGUCAAGAAGGAGCAGCAGGACGGCGAGGCGGACGACGACAAGUUCCCCGUGUGCAUCCGCGAGGCCGUCAGCCAGGUGCUGAGCGGCUACGACUGGACGCUGGUGCCCAUGCCCGUGCGCGUCAACGGCGCCAGCAAGAGCAAGCCGCACGUCAAGCGGCCCAUGAACGCCUUCAUGGUGUGGGCGCAGGCGGCGCGCAGGAAGCUGGCCGACCAGUACCCGCACCUGCACAACGCCGAGCUCAGCAAGACGCUGGGCAAGCUCUGGAGGCUGCUGAACGAGAGUGACAAGCGCCCCUUCAUCGAGGAGGCCGAGCGGCUCCGGAUGCAGCACAAGAAGGACCACCCGGACUACAAGUACCAGCCGAGGAGACGGAAGAACGGGAAGGCGGCCCAGGGCGAGUCCGAAUGCCCCGGCGGGGAGGCCGAGCAGGGCGGGGCCGCCGCCAUCCAGGCCCACUACAAGAGCGCCCACUUGGACCACCGGCACCCGGGAGAGGGCUCUCCGAUGUCAGACGGGAACCCUGAGCACCCCUCAGGCCAGAGCCAUGGCCCCCCCACCCCUCCAACCACCCCAAAGACAGAGCUGCAGUCGGGCAAGGCAGACCCCAAGCGGGACGGGCGCUCCCUGGGGGAGGGCGGAAAGCCUCACAUCGACUUCGGCAACGUAGACAUCGGGGAGAUCAGCCACGAGGUAAUGUCCAACAUGGAAACCUUCGAUGUGGCUGAGUUGGACCAGUAUCUGCCACCCAACGGGCACCCGGGCCACGUGGGCAGCUACUCAGCAGCUGGCUAUGGGCUGGGCAGCGCCCUGGCUGUGGCCAGUGGACACUCCGCCUGGAUCUCCAAGCCGCCAGGCGUGGCUCUGCCCACGGUCUCGCCACCUGGUGUGGAUACCAAAGCCCAGGUGAAGACGGAGACCGCAGGGCCCCAGGGGCCCCCGCACUACAGCGACCAGCCGUCCACCUCGCAGAUCGCCUACACCUCCCUCAGUCUGCCCCACUACGGCUCCGCCUUCCCCUCCAUCUCCCGCCCCCAGUUUGACUACUCUGACCAUCAGCCCUCAGGACCCUACUACGGCCAUUCAGGCCAGGCCUCUGGCCUCUACUCGGCCUUCUCCUACAUGGGGCCCUCACAGCGGCCCCUCUACACGGCCAUCUCUGAUCCCAGCCCCUCAGGGCCCCAAUCCCACAGCCCCACACACUGGGAGCAGCCAGUAUAUACGACGCUGUCCCGACCUUAAAGGGGGCCCUGUCACAUCCCCUCCCAGACCCUGGGUAGUAUGCCCUUCCCCAAGCCCUCGCACCCAGUUCCUCGCCCAUCUCCGUCCUGGUGGUGGCUGGGGAGGAGGCGGCAGAGGCUGACAGCGGAGGGGAGGCUUUCUGUCUGGCUCACUGCCUUUGAUGACCCCACCCCAUCCUAUCCAGGCUCCAGCCCAGGCAAAGCCCUAGACUUCUAGGCUGGGCAGCGGAGGAGGAGGUUGAUUUUUGCCCCUAGACUGGACCAUGAGGGGCUGCACCUCCCCCCAGGAUGACCCUCCAUCCCAGGACCUGAGAAGGACCCGCUCACCCUCUUCUGGGAGGGGGAGCAUCCAGGGUCGGGUGGGAAUCGGAGGCCUUGCCAUUCCUGUGACUGUGUUUCCUCUUUCGUGGAGAACGAGGGGUCUGACAUAACCCAUGGCACCUGUGCCACGUGCCUAAGAUCAAGGCCCACCCUGCGUCAGUGCCUGGAGUGGGCUAUGUCUGCCCCUUGGGGGCUGAGGACAGCUUUGAACAGCCUCCGAGAGCGUGGAGGUGGGUGGGGGCUCAGAGGGAGGUAUCCUCAUCCCCCCAGAGCCCCCUUCCCUCCUGAACACAGAAAGGCAUCAACUUAGAGACCCCAGUUCUAUGCCAACAGCCUGGCUCUUCGUCUAAUUGGAAAGAGGCCCCAGGUCCUCCUCCACUACAGCCUCCCAGACCUGGAGGAGGUGAGGAAAGGAUUCGGAGACAAUUCACAGAGCCUUCCUCCUGGCUCUCCGCCAGCUCCCUCUCCCCUCACCAGGCUCUGUGGCCCCUGCUCUCAGCCCCACUCCUGGGCUCCCUGAGAGCUGCGCUGCUCAUGCCCAAACCCUUGGCUCCAGGAGGAGAAGGGGCCCAGCACCAGGUUGCUAGCAGCAGCUGAAGACACUAAACUCCUGACAUGUACAUUCUGCCCUGGCCUUCUGCCCUUUGCUUCCCAGUGGUAUCUGAAUAAAGUAUGUAGUUCUGUCUGCCCCUAUUAUCCUGUUCUGCAGCCCCCACAAUCCACAUGUAACUCAUUACUACCCCCUCUUAUUUAUCUCAGUAGCUCCCUCUCCCCUCCCCCUGCUCCUAGGCUCUCCAGCUCCUAUUAACUCUGCAUUAAGCAUUCCCCGUAAUAAAAUGAAAGGUU